Messenger RNA from Lachancea nothofagi CBS 11611, 600 nucleotides. The record is from the annotation of a GenBank genome assembly. Lineage: Eukaryota; Fungi; Ascomycota; Saccharomycetes; Saccharomycetales; Saccharomycetaceae.
AUGACAAGCCAAGCAUUGAGCAUUGAAGAUGCCAGAAAAGUUAUAAUAAGCUUGGAAAAGCAAUUGGAAGAGCUGGAGUGUACUAGUAACGAAUAUGAGGUUGAACUGGAAGGUGUCAUACAAAAGUUAGAAACACAAAUGCUCGAGAAAGACGAGCUUAUAGAGUCAUUGAAACGAGACAAGGCUCCUAAAAAUAUUCAGCGACAAAUCGCAAGUCUUGAGAUUCGGGCUGAUGAGCUUGAAAAUGAGAAUCGCUCACUGAGGUGCCAGCUGAGAGACUCACAGACGGAAAACGAUGCUCUGAUCGAACAGAAUGUUCUUCUUCAGCACGAAGUAAGCGAUCUCAACCAAAGACAACAGGAGGUAGCGGAAGCAGUUAGCAUGUCAAGUGCCUCGAGAAUACUGGAUACUUUAAAAAUUGAGAGCCCGACAAAACCGAAUAACGUACCGAGAACUCAAAAAAGAACUCAUCUUUCUAACGUUUUAAGAGUUAAUGCAAAUCAAUCAUCACUGCGACUGUCAUCGUUUAAGGAAGCCGCGGAUAACCACGCCACCCAUGUAAGUACGACGAGCGUGGUUUCAACCACAUCCUACAAAUGA